Messenger RNA from Hyphopichia burtonii NRRL Y-1933, 1866 nucleotides. RefSeq names its product gamma-glutamyltransferase (gene CIS2). The record is from RefSeq and is a predicted model, not a curated record. Gene Ontology annotation, cellular component: plasma membrane; fungal-type vacuole. Bases 1 to 1866 code for a protein of 621 amino acids. NCBI's taxonomy places the organism in Eukaryota, Fungi, Ascomycota, Pichiomycetes, Serinales, Debaryomycetaceae. Gene Ontology annotation, biological process: glutathione catabolic process. The transcript has 2 exons. Gene Ontology annotation, molecular function: glutathione gamma-glutamate hydrolase.
AUGGUGAUACUAGGAUACGGUAUAUUUUUAUUGGCGAUUGCAUUUACAAUCUAUCCAUUUUUCUUGAACAUCGAUUAUAAAUUUAGUUUUAAUUAUCAAAAUUUUGAAUCGGGAUUCAAUUUUCUGAUUAAUGAUUAUACCGAUCCAGUGGGUGACAAAAUAGGUAGACCGAGCUUGGCUCCCGAUAAGAACCAUUCUCGGUAUGGUGCGAAUGCCAUGGUUUCUAGUGAUGUCCCCAUCUGUUCUUCAAUGGGUAAAGAAAUUUUGAUCAAAGGAGGGAACUCUGCUGAUGCUGCUAUAACAGUGGCCUUAUGUAUAGGUAGUGUUAAUCUGCAUCUGUCUGGAAUUGGAGGAGGGGGGUAUAUUGUGAGUCUGCAAAAAAACGAUACCAUCAGUAUCGAUGCCAGAGAAAUGGCUCCAUCGAAAGCGUAUAAGAACAUGUUUGAUCAUUAUCCUUUGUUGGCCCAGUUUGGUGGAUUGGCCAAUGCAGUUCCUGGAGAAUUAAAAGGACUAAAUGAUUUAUAUAACCUUCAUGGAAGUGGAAUCUUGAGCUGGAAACAAUUGAUUGAUCCAGUAAUUGAAUUGAAUGUGAAAGGUUGGGAAGCAAGUGAAAUUUGGAUUAGAAGUUUGAAUAAAAUGACUUCUCUUGUAUUUCCAAUUGCAUCGGUAUUAGAAGAAAAUUGGGAUUUCAUCUAUAAUGAUCCAAUCAAGCAUCGGGACUUGGUAGAAACUGGCGAUAUUAUCAAAAGACCCAAUUUAGCUUCAACUUUGAGACUAAUUGCUGAGAAUGGGUCAAGUGAUAUUUUCUAUGAUCCAAACGGUCCAAUUGUUAAAUCGCUAGUUGAAACUUCUCAAAAAUUAGGUGGUAUUCUUACUAAAGAUGAUUUUGCAGCAUAUAAAACUAAUAUUACAUCUGCUUUAAAGUACAACUUUGAAUUAUCAAAUCAAAACUUGACCAUAUAUACAAGCCUGGGGACUAGCUCGGGGUUAUCAUUGAUUAGUGGAAUCAAUUAUUAUUCGAAUUUACAAAAAAAAUUUCCAAUUGAUCAAGUCCAUCGCAUAAUCGAAUCAAUGAAAUGGAUUUCAUCAACUCGAACUUACUUGGGUGAUUUGAACAGCACCUACUUUAAUAAAUUAGUUGAAAAAUUCAGUGGAGAAGAAUGGUCAACUAAUUUACUAGAAAAUAAUAAAUAUAGUGAUUUUCAAACAUUUCCUUGGAAACAUUAUGAACCAGAGUUUGAACUGAAUAAACCCCAUGGCACCUCACAUUUUUCUAUUGUCGAUUCGGAAGGUGGUGCAGUAUCCAUGACCACUACUGUUAAUUUAUUAUUUGGUAGUAUGGUUUAUGAUAAUAACACGGGAAUCAUCUUAAAUGAUGAAAUGGACGACUUCUCAUUACCUUUCACUAGAAAUGCAUUCAAUUUAACCCCUUCCAUCCAUAACUACAUCCAUCCUUACAAAAGACCAUUAUCCUCCAUGACUCCCCUGAUCAUUAAGGACUCUCAAAAUCAAAUCAAAUUGAUCAUUGGAGCCGCAGGAGGAUCAAGGAUUUCGACCGCAGUAUUCCAGGGUAUUAUCCGUUUUUUCUACAAUAACGAGUCCUUGCUAAACACUAUAAGCUAUCCUCGCUUGCACCACCAGCUCAUUCCUGAAUACGCCAUGGUGGAAGACUUUGACAUUUUCGAAGACUCUAUUCCUCACCAAAACGCUUCAGUAAUCGAUACCAUGACUAAAGCGUUGGGUCACGGGUUUGCCCAACUGGGUGCAUUAACGGUAAUGAAUGCAAUUAGCAAGAGUAGUGAGAGCUUUGGCUGGAAUGGAGUUAGCGAUUACUGGCGCAAACGAGGUGCUGCUGAUGGCUAUUAA